AUGCGGAAGCGUUGCGUCAACUGCCAUUUGAAAGACGUGUGCCACAAUCACGAAAGAUAUAGGCUGGUGAGCAAGUGAGUUCAUGAGAUGAGUGUGUUUGUGUUGCAACUGAGCUAGAAAUUUGAAGGCAUAAGCUGGACAAGACUCUCUGGCAAAAUGAUUACGUGAUAAAUCACUAUCGUCCACCGGCCAUGACCAAAAAAAUGUGCGCCAUAAGGUACGAUCCUUUUUCCUAUAGAAAAACAAUCCGUUCCAUAUUCUCAGUGCAUUCCAUAUCAAUAAUGAGACAAUCAAUAUUUGGAGUCAUCUUCUCGGCUUCAUUUACUUCACGUAUCAACAGUAUCACACGAAUUACGUAGUUCUGCCGUCGGUUGGCUCCCAUUCGGCCGAUCAUUUCGUUUUUUCUCUCUCAAUUCUUGGAAUGCAGAUCUGCAUGCUUUUGUCCGUCAGUUAUCACACUUUCGGCUGUACUAGCAUUAAAAUGAGGCAGAAAUGGUUAAAAAUGGACAUCUUCGGGAUAUCAGCCGGACUGCUUGGAAUGUAUUUGAAUGGAAUCUACACCGCAUUCUUCUGUUUCCAGGUUAGACCUUAAGAUCUUUUCUGGCAAAAACUUCGAUUGGUUUAGGAUCAUUUAACAUCGUACAUUUACAUUCUCCUCGGUAUUUUCCUAAUUACCGCCUAUGUACCAACACGACAAGACUUUUUCGAACGGAAAAUCGUCGGUUAGUAAUUGGAAAUUGUGACAAGUUGAAGGUUAACUUGGUUUAGGCUCGAGAGUUGGACUACUUCACAUCAUCUACUGUAUCAUCAUCACUUUCGGAAUAUGUCCUACAGUUCACUGGGUGGUUCUGCACGGAGGAUUUGAGAAUGAUCAUGUUACUGUGAAUCAAAAGUGACCUUCAAUAAAAAUAAACCUAAUUCUUUCAGAAAUGGUUCCCAAACGUCAUCGUUCUUUAUUCUUUGAUCGCCGCUGCGUUCAUGUUCUAUGUCACAAUGGUUCCCGAGCGGCUAUGGCCAGGUUACAUAUCGAUUAUAAUCUUGAUAUCAAUCAAAAGUUUAGGAAAAUUUGAUGUUGUUGGAUGCUCGCAUCAAUGGUGGCAUAUCUUCAUUCUUGGAGCAAUGAUCUACUGGCAGCAAUCUGGCAACAUGCUUCUCACGGAAUACCGAUCCAUGACAGACAGCUGCCACAGAUUCAUUCCCGAAGGGAACAGUUUCCCCACUCUUUCCAACUAUUCUAAUUCUAACCCUUCAUUUAGCCAUAAUUCAUUGUAG
Messenger RNA from Caenorhabditis sp. 36 PRJEB53466, 1272 nucleotides. The record is from the annotation of a GenBank genome assembly. NCBI's taxonomy places the organism in Eukaryota, Metazoa, Nematoda, Chromadorea, Rhabditida, Rhabditidae.